Molecule: messenger RNA, 880 nt
Organism: Hibiscus syriacus
Lineage: Eukaryota; Viridiplantae; Streptophyta; Magnoliopsida; Malvales; Malvaceae
Exons: 3
Coding region: 50-880 (276 amino acids)
Source: RefSeq, a predicted model, not a curated record
ACAAUCAUAAUCAACUACUCUUUUUUUGUUCUGAUCACAAUUGUUAAUCAUGCACGAUCCGAUUGGAAUUCCGUCUUGCUUUUCGUUUAGUGAUCACCAGAGGCUGCCUGAUGAGCCAAUCAACGUAGGCAGAUCGGGGCAGAGUGUUUUCGAGUCGGUGUAUCGAACAAAGCUUGCCGGUGAGUGUCGCUUGAUUGCGGUCACGUGGUGCAGGAACCUUUUACUUCGUGGUCUAUCCGUUUCAAUUCAAGGAUUGGAUGGCGACGAGCAUUGUAGGUGCAAAGUUGAGCUGAAGCCGUGGUGUUUCUGGAGAAAACAAGGCUCCAAGCAUUUCAUUGUCGAUGGGACAACCGUCUAUGUGGUUUGGGACCUCAAGGCAGCCAAGUUCAACGGAGAGACUGAGCCACAAUCGGAUUACUAUGUCGUCAUCGUGUGCGAAGACGAGGUCAUUUUACUCUUGGGAGAUCAAAAGAAAGAUGCUUAUAGAAAGGUUGCAGGACAUCUAUUAUUGAACCAAUCUUUAUCUCCAGGGGGGAACAUAUAUUUGGCAAGAGGAAGUUCACAACUAGGGUUAAGUUUAACGACAAAGGAACCUUUCAUGAUGUCUCGGUCGAAUGCAACUCUGACGGAGUCAAUCCGGGGUAAUGAAUCCAUUAAUGUUGGCAAAAAUGGAUUACAAGUUUUCUGGGAUGUUCAUGAUUGGCUCUUUGGUUCGGCUCCGAGACCGAGACAUGGGCUUUUCAUAUUUAACCCGAUUCCAUCAUCCCCUCCGUCAUCGUCACUGUCGAAUCAGGAACAUGAUUCUGCAUCAGGAGAUUUUGGUUAUGCAAUGGAUUCCUCCAAGUUCUGCUUAUUUCUCUAUGCCUGGAAAGUCGAAUGA